Messenger RNA from Staurois parvus, 582 nucleotides. The record is from the annotation of a GenBank genome assembly. NCBI's taxonomy places the organism in Eukaryota, Metazoa, Chordata, Amphibia, Anura, Ranidae.
AUGGGAAAGCAGAACAGCAAACUGCGACCCGAGGUUCUACAAGAUCUACGGGAAAACACAGAAUUCACCGACCAUGAGCUGCAGGAGUGGUACAAGGGCUUUCUGAAGGAUUGCCCCACCGGACAUCUCACCGUAGAAGAGUUCAAGAAGAUCUAUGCGAACUUCUUUCCCUACGGUGAUGCCUCCAAGUUUGCAGAGCAUGUAUUUCGUACCUUUGACACAAACGGAGAUGGGACGAUUGACUUUCGGGAAUUUAUAAUUGCGUUAAGUGUCACAUCUCGGGGGAAACUAGAACAGAAGCUGAAGUGGGCAUUUAGUAUGUACGACUUAGAUGGAAAUGGAUAUAUAAGUCGUGGAGAGAUGUUAGAAAUUGUUCAGGCAAUAUACAAGAUGGUGUCAUCUGUGAUGAAAAUGCCAGAAGACGAAUCUACACCAGAGAAGAGAACAGACAAAAUCUUUAAGCAGAUGGACACAAAUAAUGAUGGUAAACUUUCCCUUGAAGAAUUUAUUAAAGGUGCCAAGAGCGAUCCCUCAAUCGUGCGAUUGUUACAAUGUGACCCAAGCAGCACAAGCCAGUUCUAA